Lacerta agilis (Sand lizard) is the source of this 1469-nucleotide messenger RNA. RefSeq names its product choline phosphotransferase 1 (gene CHPT1). NCBI's taxonomy places the organism in Eukaryota, Metazoa, Chordata, Lepidosauria, Squamata, Lacertidae. Gene Ontology annotation, cellular component: Golgi apparatus; endoplasmic reticulum membrane. Gene Ontology annotation, biological process: phosphatidylethanolamine biosynthetic process. Gene Ontology annotation, molecular function: ethanolaminephosphotransferase activity; diacylglycerol cholinephosphotransferase activity. The record is from RefSeq and is a predicted model, not a curated record. Bases 19 to 1200 code for a protein of 393 amino acids. The transcript is spliced from 10 exons.
UGGGACCGGGGAGCCACCAUGGCGCUGCUGCUGCCGGAGCCUCUGAGCGCGGCGCAGCUGCGGCGCCUGGAGCAGCACCGCUACAACGCGUCCGGGCGCUCGCUGCUGGAGCCGCCGCUGCAGCUCUAUUGGGCCUGGCUGGUGGAGCGCACGCCGGCCUGGCUGGCUCCCAACGCCAUCACCCUGGGCGGCCUCGUCUUCAACCUGCUGCCCACGCUCGCGCUCAUCGCCUACUGCCCCAGCGCCCACGAAGAGGCUCCUCCUUGGGUGUUCCUCUCAUGUGCAUUAGGACUAUUUGCUUACCAGUCACUGGAUGCUAUUGAUGGGAAGCAAGCCAGAAGAACCAAUAGCAGCUCUCCUUUGGGAGAACUCUUCGACCAUGGCUGUGACUCUAUUUCUACAGUUUUCAUUGGUAUUGGAGCCUGCUUAGCAGUUCGGCUAGGAACAAAUCCAGACUGGCUGUUCUUCUGUUGCUUUGUUGGAAUGUUCCUGUUUUAUUGUGCUCACUGGCAAACCUAUGUUUGUGGCAUGCUAAAGUUUGGCAAAGUCGAUGUAACUGAAGUACAGAUAGCCGUAAUUAUACUCUUUUUGAUAUCUGCAUUUGGUGGAACAACAGUGUGGGACACUAAGCUUCCUGUGCUGGAUCUAAGACUGAAGAUGAUUCCUGUUGCUGGAAUAGUGGGUGGAGCAAUAUUUUCCAGUUACAGUUAUUUCAGAGUAAUAUUUGGAGGUGGUGUGGGGAAGAAUGGCUCUACAAUAGCAGGAACAAGUGUUCUGUCACCAGGCCUUCAUAUAGGGUUGAUUAUUACUUUGGCAAUAAUGAUCUAUAAAAAAUCUACAACACAACUAUUUGAAAAGCACCCUUGCCUCUAUGUCUUAACAUUUGGAUUUGUGAGUGCCAAAAUCACACAAAAGUUGGUGAUUGCACACAUGACCAAAAGUGAAAUCUUCCUACAAGAUACUGCAUUUAUUGGGCCUGGCCUCUUGUUCCUAGACCAGUACUUCAACAGUUUUAUCGAUGAAUAUAUCAUUCUGUGGAUAGCACUGUUCACAUCCUUGAUUGAUUUACUGAGAUACUCCACUGGGUUAUGCAAACAGAUUGCAGCUCACCUUCACAUACACGUCUUCAAAAUCUCAUCUCAUCAAGCUCCUGAACAGACAGAAAUGCUUGAAAACCUAAUGUACUUGGCAGCUAACUGAACUCGUAAGAAACAGCCAAAUAUGGAUUUCUUAGAAGGUACAAGUUGUUUCUCCACUGAGCCAUCAGAAUAACAUGGACUGAAGAGAUUUGCGAACAGUUGCCAUCUCUUGCUGUUGCUGUUAAGAGAGAAAAAAAUGCUGAUCAAAUGUAACAUUUUGUAUCAUAGUGUUCUGACUUGCUGAAUAUAAAUGGUAAAUGUUUAAUUUUUCUAUUUAAAUGUUGUUUUAAAAUGUCACUGAAAUUUUCCAUAAAUCAGUAUUAACACUUA